Molecule: messenger RNA, 402 nt
Organism: Sabethes cyaneus
Lineage: Eukaryota; Metazoa; Arthropoda; Insecta; Diptera; Culicidae
Product: general odorant-binding protein 56d-like
Exons: 3
Coding region: 1-402 (133 amino acids)
Biological process (GO): sensory perception of smell
Molecular function (GO): odorant binding
Source: RefSeq, a predicted model, not a curated record
AUGUCGCAAACCACAACAUUGUUUCUUGUGCUGAUCGCUCUUUCCCAAACAUGUCUUGGGCAGAACUUGUUAAGCGUAUACAACAGUUGCCGAUCGGAGUUCGACGUCGAUAUGGAUACGUUCAAUGCACUUAAAAAUGGAGAUUUUUCGAUCAGAUCACCGUUGAUAGAGUGCUUCGGUGAGUGUCUGGUGAAGAAAGCCGGUUUCAUGAAUAAUGACCUCAGUUUCAACAAGGACACAAUCAUCAAAUUUGUUAGCCGAUUCAUCAAGAAGCAGGAUGCGGAGGCAGUGUAUGACAAGUGUACGGCGGACGUCGAACCGGUGAUAUGUUCCAUGGCAUUCGAUGUUUACCAGUGUGCAUAUGAAAAUGCCUACGCAAAGUGGGGCACGAAAAAAAACUAG